UCCCAGGGCCUGGGCCUGGACCCGGCUCGCACAGCCCUGUCUCCCCCUGCACCAUGCAGUGACCCUGCAGCAUCCAGCAGGCGAUGCUGUGGCCUAUUGCAUCUGUUGCUGCAUGGGAGCACCCACAAUGUCUGUGCACAAUGGCUGGAAACAACACACAAAGCUGCUGCAAAGGUGGUGCCAGGCUCCUGGCUGCUGCACCUGCUGCUGUUCAUCCCAGGAAUCAAUGCCGGCUCCCACUCCUACCAGCAUUUCUACAUGGCAGUAUCAGAUCCCAGCUCAGAUGUGUUCACCUUCACUGCCGUGGGCUACGUGGACGACCAGCAAGUUCUCCACUACGACAGCGAGACGCAGAGACAGGAGCCGCGCGGGGACUGGGUGCAGGGCGCCGUCGGACCAGACUUCUGGGAGGGGGAAAGCAGGACCUUGCGGGCCUGGCAGCGGGGAUUUAAACGGAACCUGCGCACCCUGCGGUAUUACUACAACCAGACCAAGGGGUCUCACACGCUCCAGUUCACGUACGGCUGUGAGCUCCGUGAAGACAACAGCACUGGAGGCCACAUGCAGCUGGGCUACGACGGGGCAGACUUCAUCAGCUAUGACCUGGCAACGCGCACCUGGGUAGCAGCCCCGGCACAGGCCCAGCGCACCCAAUGCAAGUGGAAUGAGGAUAAACCUGUUCUUCAGGAUACAAGAAGCUACCUGGAGGAGACCUGCAUCGCGUGGCUGCGGCAGUACCUACGGCACGGGGAGGCAGCGCUGCAGAGCAGGCGUCCCGUGGCACAGGUGAGUGACAGGCCGUCGUCCCGGGAUGGACGCACCACCCUGUCCUGCCGGGUCCGUGGCUUCUACCCCCGGGACGCGGCGGGGUACGACCCAGGGAUGACUGUGGGUGUCGUUAUCGGUGUCAUUGUGCUGGUCAUUGCUGUGACAGGAGCAGCUGGUUACUUCUGCAGGAAAGUGAAACCACUGGGGACUUUGCCCGGCUGCAGAAGGAAGCAGAACAGACACGGACUCGGAUCCAUGGGGCUGGGGGCUCUCAUCGUCCUCCUCCUCCCCUCCCUCUUCAUCAGGAGAGCCAGCUCCCAGCUGCGGGUGGUGACGGACCCCUCCUCCCAGGCCCUGCUGGGCACCGAGGCCCGGCUGCGGUGCCACUUCGAUGUCGGGGGGCCGGUGGCCCUGCGCUCCCUCUGGGUGACCUGGUAUCUCUGGGACGAGAAGAUCGCGCAGUACGAUGAAGGUGGGAGUAGGGCCCAGCCUGGAGCCAGCCUGGUGGAGAAGCAGUUGGAGAAGGGAGAUGCCUCCCUGGAGCUGGUCAAAGUCACAGUGGGACACGAGGGGCAGUACACGUGUAUCGUGGGCUACGGGGCACAGCAGCAGCAGGGGAGCACCAGCCUGCGCGUGCUCGGUGAGGGCCGGAGAGGGGCCCCGCGUGCGUCCCCGGGUGGCCGUGGGCGCCGCCAGGACGGGAAAGGCUGGGAAAGGUCUGAGCCCAGUGACAUCAGCCCCAACCCGGAUGGCACCUUCACGGUGACGAGCGUGUGGAGAGUGCCCAGCCGGAGCCUGACCGGCCCGGAGCUGCGAGUGCGAGUGUCAGUGGAGCACGGCCCCGGAGACCCCCCGGUGGAGAGAGAGCUGCGCCUGGGGGACGCCGGGCUCCUGCGGCCUCCGGCGCUGUCGGACAUCUCCCAGCCGGAGUCAGUGCCCGUGGGGAGCAGAGUCACCCUGAGCUGCUGCAUUUCGGAGCAUUUCCCAGCUGAGCUGAGGGUGGCCUGGCUCCGGAAGGGCAAGGGAGAGGCUCCAGCCGUGCCCCUGGCGGACUCAGAUGACUACAGGAUCCAACCGGGCACGGCCGUGCAGGCGCCGGAUGGGAAGAGUUUCCAGCAGGAAACAAGACUGAUCUUCACCCCAUCGGUGCAGAGAGACCAGGGCGCCCAGUACAUCUGCCGCGUGCAGCACGUGGCCCUGGAGCAGGCCAUGGAGAAACGCAGCACAGGGCUGCAGGUGACAGGUGGCGGCACAAGUGGAGGUCGAUCCUCUAAUGACAGCAAGGGAUAA
Alligator sinensis (Chinese alligator) is the source of this 2058-nucleotide messenger RNA. RefSeq lists its product as uncharacterized. The record is from RefSeq and is a predicted model, not a curated record. The annotation marks the transcript as partial. NCBI's taxonomy places the organism in Eukaryota, Metazoa, Chordata, Crocodylia, Alligatoridae. The transcript is spliced from 10 exons.